Messenger RNA from Cooperia oncophora, 216 nucleotides. Lineage: Eukaryota; Metazoa; Nematoda; Chromadorea; Rhabditida; Trichostrongylidae. The record is from the annotation of a GenBank genome assembly.
CUGUUAUUUAUUCAGGAGCGGGUAGUCGGCUUUCAUAUACUGUCACCGAACGCCGGCGAAAUUACUCAAGGUUUCGGAAUCGCCCUGAAGUUAGGAGGAACGAAAGCAGAUUUUGAUCGUCUAAUUGGUAUCCACCCGACAGUCGCUGAGUGCUUCACAACACUAUUCCAAGUGAAGGUGCCUGGUGGCGAUCCAUUGAAAGCUACGGGUUGCUGA